Paramuricea clavata is the source of this 19718-nucleotide messenger RNA. NCBI's taxonomy places the organism in Eukaryota, Metazoa, Cnidaria, Anthozoa, Malacalcyonacea, Plexauridae. The record is from the annotation of a GenBank genome assembly.
AUGCUUUUCCUACAAUUCUCUUACACAUUUUCUUUUUUCAGAAUUCUGUUACAAGAACGCGAAGAGAAUGAACAACAACUUCAACAACAAGUGAAAUUUUAUCAAGACGAGCUACAGCGUGAAUCGGAAGAUAACGAAGUACUUCGGAACACACUUUCCCAUCUUGAAGAACAGAUAAACAGUGAUAAGGAACAGCGAGCUGACUUGGAAAGUAAACUUGUUCAAGUUACAAAUGGCAGUGAAAGUCUAAAACUUGAAAUGGAAAACUUGCAGAAAGAAAAUGAUAAUUUACUCACAGAGAAAGAAGUAAUGCAGGGUGAAGGUUUUGAAGUGAAUGAGGUGAUGAAGAAAUUGCAGGAGAAUGGAGAGGCAAAGGAUUUGGAGAUUGCGAAUUUACAAGAAAAUAUAAAAAGAAAGGAAUCUGAGAUUGUAGAAUUACAACAGAAUUUGCAAAGAAAAGAAACUGAAGUUUCUGAGCUCCAACAAAAUGUGGAGUCAAUCACGGAGUUGCAAAACAGUCUCGAGGCGAAAGAUUUCGAAAUUGUGCACUUGCAAGAGAAUACACAAACAAGAGAAGCUGAGAUUAAGGAAUUGUUGCAAGCAAAAGACGCUAUAAUUACGGACUUGCAGCAGAGUCUUGAAGGAAGAGUAACAGAAAUAUUUGAGUUGCAAGACAGUAUCGCCGGGAAAGAAAACGAAAUUGUUGAAAUAAAAGAAACUGUAACUGAGUUGACACAAAAUGUUCAAGGAAAGGAAAGAGAAAUCUGUGAAUUACAAAAUAAUAUCGCUGCGAAAGACACAGAAAUCCAGGAACUAAAAGAGAAUAUCAAAGCGAAGGAGGCUGUAGAAGAUGAACUCACAAACGCUAAGAAACUGCUAACGAAAUUGAAAAAGAAAUUUACCAGUUUCCGAGACGAGAAGCAAUCAGAGUUGGAAGGAAAGGAUGAAGACAUCUCGCGACUGUUAGAUCGCGUGGCAGGUAUGUUAGCUUGUAAUAUUUCUAGGAAUUAAAUAAGCUCUGCUUAAACGAGUGUUUUCUCACCUCAAUGUCAAACACUAAAAAGCACUAAAUCAGUUCUCUCAAACAUUUUUUACGUUUUGUUACGUUUUAGGGUUAGGUUAGGGUCCGGGUUAGGGCUAACCGGCAGGGUGUUAGCCAGAAGUAAAAAAAAGCGUUUACCUGAAAUUGGGAAAUUUAUUUUAGCCUGAAGCAGGGCAUUUCUUUGUGGGUCUGGGGCAUGCGGUUGCCUCCUCUGAUUUUUAAAAUUUUUGUGUCUUUGAAAUGGCAUUUCCGCAUUUUGGGAGUAAUUUUGAGCAAAUGUAGUUAUAAACAUGUUUUUAAUGGCUUAACAACAUAUUGACGGCAAGAUGGACGGCAAGAUACGGUACUGGUCUAUUAUCAGAUGUGAAAAAAAUAAUUGAAUUUCUAUAACUAUUUUUUUGCUGACCCAAAUUGGGAAAUUGCCACCUCAAGGUAAUUGGGAAAACCGCGUUUAACGUGGAAUUUUUUACUGCAGCUAACACCCUGAGUUGUUAGAGUUAGGGCUAACAAAACGUAACAUUUACCUUUGCAAAAUUUUUACUGUGAUCACAGAAACUUUGAGACCAGCUUUUAAACUUGUUCGUUCUUUUAUUCAGAGGUGGAGAACUUGCGCCGUAGCGAGGGGCAGAGUGUUGACGAAGAGAUUAAGAAAUUGAGUGAGAGAAUUCUUGAAGCUGAGGAGAAACAUCAAGGAGUUAUCCAGGCAAAGAAUGAUGAGAUUAAUACUUUGAAGGUAAUAUGAUGUUUUAAGUAAUGGGCUUUAGUAGAAACAAUAAGUAAGGAAAUUAAUUGACAUAAUUCCUGAAGCUGAGCUCUCCAGGCAGAUAAUCAUGAGAUUAACAUUUUGAAGGCAAUGUAUAAUAUGAUACAGAUAUCUUCAAUGUUUUCAGCAAUGAACUCUUUGGUUUGCCGUUUUCUUCUUGCAGAUAUUUCAAACAAAACGUCAACUGUUUAUCACCGCGGUCUGUUUACCACAUCCCGAUUUCACAUAAGAGAAGUUCAUAUUUGAUUUCCAUUGUACAAGCAUGCACCAAUCAGAUGUGUUUGAUACAUCCAAUUAACCAAUCAGAUGUGUUUGAUAUGUCUGAUUAACCAAUCAGAUGCGUUCUAAAAAAAUUUAAAAACGAAAAAAGCCUGUUAGUUCUAACCUUGGCCCUAAUAUUUGUGUAUUUAAGUGUAAUAGACUAUGCAUAAUGCCGUCACAGGGCUUGAUGCCCGCGAGGAAUGCUGGUCUUAAGGCCAUGCAACUUGCAAUGCAAUUCUACUCUUGAAAGAUGUAAAAUUGUCAAAUACGAGUCUUCAUUACACUUCGCUGAUGUAUUCUCAACAUAUCGAAAAUUCUUCACUGAUUUCACUAAUUAACAUCUUUCAAGAGUCUAUAGAAUUGCAUUGCAAGUUGCAAGAAAAAUUGCACCGUGUAACAUGGCCUUUAGUAGUCAUCGCCCGGGAAAAUUUUGAAAGUAACCAUUUUGACUUGUUUAAUUUUCCUGGGCGAUGACUUCUAAGACCAGCAUUCCUUGCGCACAUAAAGCCUUGUGACGUCAUUAUGCAUAAGGUUUAUUUACUAUAUUGCAAAGUCACUCUCUCAUUUCUGUUUCAAGGAGAGGGUGAGAAAUGUUGAGCUAACCAAGGAUGAAGAAACACAAGAAAAAGACAACAGAAUAUCAGACUAUGUUGAACAACUCAGGCAAACACAAGAACUUCAUGAUAAGUAUGUUGUUGAUAAAGAUAACGAGAUAUCAAAUAUGAAAGAUGAAUUCCAACUGGAGUUAGAUCAAAACAAUGAGUUUGUUCUUAAUCAGAUCAACGUACUAAAACAAGAAUUAGCUGAUAGCAGGUUGGUGUCUUUAAUGUCAGGAUAUCUAUAAUAUUAGGAUUUGGGGACAUCUUACUCGAUUAAACACGGGCAGGAAAAAAUAGGGGGGAGGGGGAUUUGCCUGACUUUUUCCUAUUGUGCCCGACUUGUCCAAAAAAAUAUUUUCUUGCAAACUUAAUUGAUUAGAGUUGUAAUGCAACACAGCGUCCUUAUAAGUUCUUUAUGAUUAGCACGUUUUAUUUUACAACUGUACACUUUAUUUUGUCACUUAGAUCAGCUUUGUCUGACGAGGAAAGUGAGGCUGAAACUUUGAAAAAAAAAUUAUCAAACCACGCAGAAGAGUUAGAAAUAAUUAAACUUGAACUGAAGGAUAAAAUGACGACCUUGGCUGAGACUCAGAGUGAACUGGAAUCUUUGAGGAACCUUGUCUCUGAUGGUCAAACACAAUCUGAUGAUGUCCAAAAAGAAUUACAGAGAGUUAAGGAAGCUCUGAUGGAAACCCAGUCUGUCUUAGGUGAGCAUACGGCUUUCUCACUAUAAUUAUACUGGCUAGCUUUAUCAGUUCUAAACUGUUCUUCCUAGAGGUCCAGCAAGGAUCAUCUCUUAUUGACCCAGUGUUACUACAGGAGGAAACCUGAACUAGACUAACUUUAUUUAUACUGGAUAGCUCUAUCAGUUCUAUACUAUUCUUCCUAGAUAUCCAGUAAGGAUCGUCUCUUAUUGAUCCAGUGUUACUACAAGAGAAAACCAAAACUAAACGAACGAUAGCUUUAUCAGUUCUUCCUCGAAGUCAAUUGAUAACAUGCAUUAUUUAUGAAGGGUUCAAACGGAAGCCGCAUUACCGGAUGCGAUGUUUGGUAAAGUGAAACUGAAAACACUCUUCCCAAUUCGAACAAUGCGAAAUUUUAAUGACCGAAGUGAUAGUCGUCUGCACUAACUGUUGCUCACAGAAACCGUUUAAUGAAAACUCAUUUUGUGUAGGUGAAAAAGAAACAGAGCUGACCACACUAACAGCGCAACUUGUUGAAAAAACUACAGCUUUGUCUGAGACUGAAUCUGUCGUUGAGAGCUUGAAACAACAGCUAGCUGACAUCGACAAUGAACUACAGAACAAGCAAGCGUAUGAACAACAAUUGUUAGAAACAUCGCGUUUGAAAGAUGAGGAGAUCAGCCAGCUGAAAGAACGAGCUCCAGUCGUUCAGGAAACUGUUGUCCGGCAAGACGUGAAGGAAUCCCAGGAGUUACCUGUUGUUCAGGAGGCUGUUGUGGCAGUGAAACAGGAGGUGGUUGAAUCGCAAGUUGAAGAAUUACCUCCUUUGCUUGCAGCGGACGACACUGGCUCACAAGAGAGCAGCUUGCGGUCACAGCUCCAAGAUAAAGAACUAGCAUUCCAGAAACAAACUGAACAACUUCAGUUAGUCGCCAAGAAAUUCGCUGUGAUGAAGAAAAAGUUUGGGGCACAAAAAGAUCAACUUAAGGAGCUUAAUGAUACCAUCAAGAAACUAAACGAAGAAAAGAAUGAACUUGUCAAGUCUUGUGAAGAUUUGAACGAAAAAUUGUCUGAAUUUAGAAAAUUGUCAGCAGAAAAAGAAGUGUUAGAGAAUUCCCUGAAUUCUAAAGAUACUAUCCUGGAAUUAUUGAACUCUGAGGUCGAUCGUUUCCAGGAAAAUGUUAACAUGAUGAAUGACGAGAAUCGUGGUUUGAAAACAUCACUUGAAAGUAGAGAUGGCGAGGUGUCAAUGUUACGAGAGCAGCUAAAUACUGCUUCUGAACAAUUGGAAGUUAUGGAAGGUUUAGCCGCAGACCGCGAUAAGUUAACUGAACAGUUAGUGUCAAAGAAUGAGGAAAUAACGUCAUUGUCCGCGCGACUUGAGAAAAGUCGGAAUUUGGUGUUAGAGAAAAAGGCUGAAGUUCAAGCUCUUAAACAAAGUGUUGAUGAAGAUUUUGCAAUUCAUUCUGAGCAGCUACAAAUAUGGAAGAACCAUGUUGAGUCUGGUUCCCAUGAAAUUUCCGAACUUAAGAGAGCCCUUCAACAGAAGGACAGUGAACUUGAAGAAUACCAAAAGAAGUUUGAAAAGCUUCAUGGUCAAGUGGAAAAGGGAUCUGAAAAGAUAUCAAAGUUACAGACAGAAGUUCAGGAGAAAGAAAAUGAAAUUGAGGAAAGUGGAAAGGAAAUUUCGUUCCUUCAAAGUCAGUUAGAUCACAAGGUUCGAGAGAAAUCUGAACUAUCAGACGAUAUCAUGCGUUUUAUGAAUGAGAACGAACAAUUGAAAUUAGAACUAGAAUCAAAAGCAUCGGAAUGUGAUGUAUCAGAGAUGCAGACUUUACGAACACAGUAUGAAGAACAGAGUACAGAGUUGGCCAAUCUGAGACUGGAGUUCGAUCACGACGCUCGGCGCCAGGUUGAGGCUAUGGAACAGAAGGAUGCGGUGAUAGAAGAAUACGAAAAACAAUUUGAAUCUCUGCGCAGUGAAGUUCAUGAACUGGAGCGUGAUGCCCGACGGCAAGAUGAGAUUAUGGAGGAACUCGUAGAACAGAAGCGUAGUUUGGAAGGACUGCUUCAAGUUCGCGAUGUUGAGUCAGAUGAUCUACGCCACAAGAUCAGUGAACUGGAAAACCUCAAGGAACAACACCAAGUUGUUUCUACGAAUUUUGAAAAAAUGGUGUUAAAAAAAGACGCUGAAAUUGAGCAGCUGAAUGAGUCGCUUUCCGAGAAAUCAGGUGUGGUCGAAGAACUGCGAGACAAUGUAGCUGGUCAUAAACAGCAAGAGGCUGAGUUCCAGGAAAAGAUUACUGAGUUCCAGGAAAAGAUUACUGAGUUAGAAAAUGAAAAACGAAACUUUAUUUCUGAGUUAGAAAACUCUAAUUCACAGCGAAACUUUGCAAGUGAUUUGGAAGGAAGAUUAAAAGAUACCGAAGAGCAUCUUGUUCAAUCACAAUCACAUCUUGAAGAAUCUCAAAACAGAGUGCAUGAAUUCCAGGAAUUACUUAACGACGCACGAACAGCUUUGGAGCAGUCUGAGAGAAAGAACUUAGAAAUUCAAGAAACGUUAGAGGACUAUGUUAACCAGAAAAACGCUUUAGGAGUUAGCUUGAGUCACGCGGGAGAACAGGUCGUGGAGCUGAGGAGUAAAGUUGAAAGCCUUGAGGAAAGUUUGAGUCGAAAAAAUACAGAUAUUGAUACUGGGAUUGAGUCACUGAAAUUGGAGAUUAAGAGAAAGGACGAUCAGAUAGAGUUGUUGAAAUCAAAGAUUGAGGGUAAUGCAGGCUUAGUAGAUGAAUUAUCAAAAGAGCUAGAAGUCGCAAAGUCAACAAUCACUGAUUUGGAACAAAGAUUUGAAACAAAGAAAGAAGACGUGAAAGAAGUUGAGUUGGUCCAGAGAAGUGAAGUAGAGAGUGUUGAAGAAACGCCUGGGGAGUCGAGCAAUGUGGCUUUAGAAGAGAGAAUUGCUGAGUUAGAGAAAGAACGGCUUCAAUUGAGGAAGAAACUUGCCACUGUUAAGAAAGCGAGUGUUGAAAUUGGUAAACAACAUAAACAACUUCAGAAUGGUCUUUCUCAGAAAGACAAAGAAAUAGCUCAGGUUACUUCAGAGAAACAAAACAUUCAACAUAAGUUAGAGAAAGCCAUUGAUGGACUUAAGAAUGAGAAAGAUUCAAUGGAAUCCGAAUUUGAGGAUACUGUGAAGGAACUGAAGGAAAUUACAAGAGAGAAUCAAGAUUUAACUAAGGAAAGAGAUUCUUUGAAGGCGCUAAUUCAAAAUCUGGAAUCUGAAAAAGAGUGGAAUUUCUCAGAACUUGAGAAUUUGAGAACUGAAGUAGAUGAGAAAACGAAUGAGUUUAUGGAACUGGAAAAACAACUUGAAGAGGCGAAACAAGAUUUUGAUGAUCUGUUGAAGAAACGGAUAGAGGAGGUUUUGAUGGAAAAAGAUUUGGAGAAAGCUGACUUUGAAGAAGAUUUUGCUAAGCAAGUGCAAGACGUCUGUGUUCAGAAAGAUCAAAUUAUUUCUCAGAAAGAUGAAGAAAUCUCAGAAUUGAAGAAUAGAGUUGAAGAAGGAGGGCUGAAUUCUGAGAACGUGCAAGUUGAGAUGGAUAACUUGAAACAUGAAAUCGAGACUAAAGAUAAGCAGAUAUUGGACCUUAGUGAAAGACUGACAGCCAUAGACAAUAAAGAAACAAAUCAACAAGAUAUUGAUGAAGACAAUUCUGAGAAGUUGUCAUCUGAAUUAGAAAAUGUGAAACAGCAACUCUGGGCUAAGAAUGAAGAAUUAGAACAGUUUAAGGUGAGUCUUAAACAAGACGGCAGCGAAAUGAAAGUUCCAGAACUCAUGGUCGAGAUUCAAAACUUGAAAGAUGAAGUUCAAAUCCUCGGAGAUGGACGUGAGGCCCUCGAUAAGAAAUUACACGAAGUACUCAACGAAAAACAAAAGCUUUAUGAACAACUACAAGCAGCGUGUAAGGAACGAGAUGAGUUAAAGAACGCCGGAGGGAGUGAUGGUCAGAUGGAUAGUGUUAUUGAGGAAAAAGAUAAGGUUAGAGUCUUAUUUAUCACCAAGCUAUCAUGGUUUGUGUCUACGUUUGGUAAUUCAGACACAAACCACGACAACCAUAUUAUGGAAUACUACCUACACUGGACCACCACGUUUGAGAUAUUUUUCAGGUAGUUCAGACACAAACCACAACAGCUUAUUAUAGAAUACUACCUACACUGGACCACUACGUUUGAGAUAUCUUUUUCAGACAGAAAAUUACGACAGCUUACUGUAGAAUACUACCUACACUGGACGUGUGCAUGUUGUUCUAAUAAUGAACUGUAUUUUUCUCUUUCAGAAAAUCGCCAUGCUGAAAAAGAAAUUGAAAGAAUUACGAAGAGAGAAAGCUGCUUCCGAGGCCAACCAAAUCACGGAGGUUGAAAUUACUCCCCACAUUGUUAAUGAGGUUUGUUCCUCAUUUCCAAUUUUGUUCUAAUUAGUUAUUUUACAGCCUGUUUAUAUGGAAGCUGGGCUGGCCGGGCUGUGUCGCUAAACGGGCCACCGGGCUUCUAUAUAAACAGCUCUUUAGAGAGAGAUGUAUACAAAUUUGGCGCUCGACAAAAAGUAGUAGAAGUGAAUCAUACUUUUCGUCGAGCGCCAGAAAUUUAAUUGUCGACUUUUCUCUGACAGGUUUUCCAAAAAUCUGAGAUGUCGUCAGUGGAAACACUUCCAGACAAUAACAUGGACCCGAACAAACAUAAAGAGGAACUUGAUCACCUUCGACACGAAAGAAAUGUCUAUGAAGAAAGUUACAUCAGAAUACAGCGAGAACUGGAUCAGACACAGAAAGAAAAUGAAUCUCUCCUUGAAGAUCUUAAGUCUAAACAAGAUCUAAUUGAUGGUUUUGAUGCAGAACUACAGCGAGAGAAAGAUGUUGUGAAGAACGAGAUGGGAGUAAAGGUGCAGGAAAUGAGGAGUAACCUUGAUGAACGAGAGAAAGAGUUGAUACAGAAUCAUCUGGAAGAGAGAUCGAAUAUGGAAAGUUUGAUUGGAGAGUUAAAGGUAAAUGAUGUAAAACUACCUUUACUGAAUAGCUUUGUCAGCUCUUCUUACUUCCCGACGAAGCGCCGCUCGAAACCAGGGCAGGAAAAACGAAUUUUCUUCCUGGAAGCUCAACCUAGAGACAAAAAUUUCCUGCAAACCAACGGAGUAUUUUUGUGUUAAAUCUGCAUAAACAUUUAGUGUCUUAGCUGACCAUGGUUUUAAAUUGAACAACCCUAUGUUUUUGCGCCCAUAGUGGGACAUGGGUGUCAAGGUUUCUUUCAAAUUUUCAAUAGCGACUCUUCAUUCAAACGAAUUUCCUGCAGCUGUUUAACAUUUCCUGCGAGUAGUGCUCGCCUAUUUUUUCCACCCCUGCUGGAAACUGCGACGUUCUCCUUGCAUUGUUCAAGUAGUUGUAUCUCUAUCAAUCCGAACCUUUGUCAGUUGUAAACUGUUCUUCCCAAUGGUCCUGUAAGAUAUUUUCCCGUUUGUGUAGGGAGAAAAACUGCGAGUGAGCGAUGAAAUGGUCCAGUUGAAAGAAGAGAUCUUAGCUCUUGUUAAUGAGAAGGAAGACUUAGGUCGCGAGAGAUCUGAAGUCAAACAUUCAUUAGAGAAUGUUUCUGAACAACUGGAGACAGCACAGAAUGAACUGGUUACGCUUAAGGUAACGAUUAGUUUUAAAAAGAUUUGAAUAGACACUCCGAAAAUAGUUAACAUUUUAUUUAACGUUUCGACUAGGUUUCAGUCAUCAUCAGGAAUGACGCUGUUGAAAAAUACUGAGAUAUAUAUUUACAAGUUAAGCGGAUCAAAUUACGCGCUAAUUAAAUAUCACAAGUUCCUUUGAGGCUUUAGUUCCGUGAUUAAGUUCCGGUUUUUGGCGAAAAGCCAAAAUAAAUAAAUAUCUUGUAAAUAUAUAUCUCAGUAUUUUUCCACAGCGUCAUUUCCUGAUGAUGACUAAAACCUAGUCGAAACGUUGAAUAAAAUGUUAACUAUUUUCGGAGUGUCUAUUGUUUUGUUCUUUUUAAAAUUUCUCAAUGGUAACGAUUAGAGCUGUGCGGUUCCAAAAAUUUUAUCUCGGUUCCGGUUUCGGUUUUUUUGGAACAAAAAAACCUCGGUUCGGUUCGGUUAUUUUCAAAAAAGAAGAACACUACAAAUGUAUGAACUCAUUUAUGUAUGUUUCGAGCAUUUUUACUAAAUCGAUGAAUUUAUGCGUUUGUAAGUUUGUAUAAAUCUCUGAAUAUUUUAAAAGAACAAUUGGAAUUUAUUUAUGAAGUUGUAAUAUUUCUUAGUUUUUAAAAAAAUUUAAAGCAAGUUCACAAAAAUAACUAUCACAAGUAAAAUAUCAACUAUUUGAGCACUUAGUACAGUGCAUAUUGUGCACAAAGAGCACAAUCUUGUUAUUUUCCAAACAAUUCAACCUGCAAUCAGGUGGGCGUUAAACGGGAAAUUAAAACCGAAACUACCGGUUUUUUGCGUAUAGUUUUUCGGUGCUGAAAAAAGUACCGGAAGAACCGAAUUUUUCGGUUAACCGCACAGCUCUACUAACGAUCAGCCAUUCCGAAGUUGAUGAGAGAACUGGGGACGAGGGUUAAAAAGUGCCAAAUUAAGAAAUGAAGCGAAUCACUAAAAAGACCACCUCUAAAUUAGUAUGUAAACAAAGAUGUUCACAUGAUUUCCCUUCGAUUAACAAGCUUUCGAAACUCAUUAUGACUUGGGGUUUUUUUUUCAUGCAACUCAUUAUGACUUUUUUAUGUAAUUCAUUAUGACUUGUUUUUUUUUUAUGUAACUCAUUGUGACUUGCCUCUUGAAGACUGCAGACUGGCAGUCGAAAGCUCGUUUAAUAAAUCUUUGAAAACCAGAGAUCGUUGACACUAGUUUCUAACUGAAACUGUCGUUCUUGUUUCUAGGGAAAAUGCCAAGAGUUAGAAGACGCGAACUCUCGUCUUCAAAGUGAUGUCGACGUGAACAAGAAGGGGAAAGUGAAACUGAAACAAAAGCUGAAAGAAACCUUGAAACAACUGGAACAAGAGAAAUCUGCUCUACAGCAAGAAAUACAAGAUGUUAAAACAGAGAAAGCUGAGACAUGCAACGCAUUGCGGACUGAGUUUGGUACAGCUUUAGACAGCCGAGAUAACAUACUGGGUAGCUUAAGAGAGAAACUGGCAGUUUUAAAAGCUGAGAAGUUGGAGUGUGAGGAGAAAUAUGACUCAGAAAAUCGAGAAUUGAAAUCAAGGCUAAAGGAGAAUAAUGACAAGAAUGUCAAGUUGGAAUCUGAGGUUGCAGAGUUGAAGUCCAGUUUGGAGAACGUGGGCGCAGAGGUAGCACAAGUACGUCAUGAGAAGGAUAAUAUUGGGGAUUCAGUCAGAGCGGAGUUUGAUCAUAUUUGCUCGGGAUUAAGAAUGGAUUUAGAACGAGUCUUGAAGGAGAGAGAUGAGAUUGCCCGAGCUAUGGAGGUAAGAUGCAACAAUUAACCACUUUAGUUUUAUUGGAUAACGAUAUAAGUUUUGACGCGACUUAAAUAAGAACAGCUAAAAGUCCUGUUCUUAUGUAAGACGCGUCUUAUCCAAGACGCGUCUUACAUAAGAAUUUUGUACCUUUUAUACGACAAACUGGCGUCUUACUUAAGUCGCGUCUUAUGUAAGUCGCGUCUUAUUUUGUUCCGUAUAAAUGGCCCUAUUGUGCAUUGUGUGUAAUCAACUACUUGUAACCGCACAUGUUAUUUGGUGGAGUAAACUCAACACAACUUUACUUCUUAAGGUGGGUCGUCUCGGUCUGGAGAAACAACUCAUUGAUAGGGAAGAGACAUUCGACGGACUACUCCAGAUUGUCAAAGAAAAAGACGAGAUCUUAAGUUCCGAGAAUUUGGCGACAUUGAAAGCGGAAGUAGAGCGUCUGAGGCUGGAACUGUCUACAGAACACGUGACCUUGGUGCAACAGCGAGGAUUGGUUGAACAGAAGAAUGUGGUCAUUCAAACUUUGGAAGAUGAUAAGAAGAGACUGUUGGCUGAGAGGGAUGAAGUUUUGGUAAAAGCAGGCAAAGAGGUGAGACAAAACCCUGAGUUUCCCUUGAGUGUCAGUGCUGUUUUUGAAUAGCUGGAGGGUGAGUAAUCACAUAAGAUACGACACUAACCCUCCAGUUAUUCAAAAACAGGAAUGACACUCAAGAGAAGCUAAGAUUGAACCUCCUCUCUCUGAGUGUGAGUAAGCUUUUACAAUACAGGCGUUAGAAUUUAUCUAUGCAAAUUUCCUACUAAUACAGGCGUUAGAAUUUACCUAUGAAAAAUUCCUACUGUGAUCACAGAAACUUUGAUAGUAUAAACCAGCCAGUAUAAUGCGAACAAGUACUGUUUUCAUUGGAUAUAUUUUCCAUCCAAUACAAGGUAGUGAACAAUAUGAACGUUUUUAAAUAUGAUUUCAUCGCGCUCAAAUGUUCAGCCGUGUGGGUGUUUUUCUCGCUGGAAAAUUGAGAGUGUUUUUUACAAAUAUUUCACACACACUCGGCAGAGAAUUCUGAAUAAAAUAUAUGACAACAUUUAAUUGUAUUUUGUACAGCUUGUCGAAGUUCAGUCAUCGAAAGACGCUAUGAUUAGAAACUUAGAAGAUCGUGUAUCAAACCAAGCUGAAGAUCAGAGAGUACUGAACGAAAAAUUCGAAGAAGUUUCCAGGGAAUUCCGUGAAAUAAACGACCACAUCGUGUCAUGUAUCCAAGACACAAACCAAGAUACAUCGCUACUUGAAGUACUUGACCUCGAAACCCAAACAGCUGGUGAUAUGCGCAUGCGUAGCAACAAGAUCGUGAGUCAAUUGUUGGAGAACUGGACCGAGUCUGAAAGGAGGUUCGAGAAACAGAGCAGAGACUGGGAAUCAAGCGAGGAGAGCUACAAAUUGGAGACGGAGAAAUUGCAAAAUGAGAAAGUGGAAACAUGCGAGGCCAUUGCAAAAGAGUGGCAAGGAAAGAUGGCGGAUAAGGAAGAAGAGAUGGAAGCACUGGUGAUGAAGUUUGAUGAGAAGCAGAAGGAAAAUGAUAGAAUUAAAGUGGAAAUGGAAAAAGCCAAGGAAGUUGUGGAAAAUGAAAAGAACGAUCUGUUAGUUGAAAAGGAUGGAAUAUUAGAACAACUAAAAGACACUGGUUUGAAAUUAGAAGAGAACGAACAGCAGUUGACAGUUUUGAAAGAACAGAUUGAGAAAGACAGCCAUGAUAUUGAAGAGUUAAGUGAAGAGAAAGAAAGACUUGUCUCCAGCAACGAAGAGUUAGAGUCGACCAUCGCUCAAGCCAAGGAAGAGAUUGACCGCCUUCAACUGGAUAUUGAAGUUUUCCAAAAUGAACGCAACCAUUUUGAACAAAGCUUGAUUGCAAACACGAAACGCAGUGAUGGACAAUUCCUGAAAUUAUUCGAAAUUCUUGGAAAUGAACAAGAGAUUGAAAAUAUAGAGCAAGUGAAAGCGCAGUUACCAGAAAUGUUAUCAGAUAUCGUCAGACAAGUUCAAGAAAAUUCGAAAGUUCAGGAAAAUUUGCGAGAAGAAAAAGCUCGAGUUUGUAAUAAGAUACGGGAAGAAUUUGAAAGUGCUUUGAUUGAGAAAGAAGGAAUAUUGGAGGAGCUUCGAGGAAAGUUGAAAAACACUCACUCUGAGUAUGAUGACGUUAAACGACAGAACGAAGACCAAAGACGUCAGAUGAAAAAUCUCGAGGGACAAGUUUCCGUGCUACGUAGAGAAAUAGAGACAAGUAAAGCGAGUGACGUUGUGGACAUUUCGGGAGAUGAUAGGACACAUGGGGUCGUUGAAGAAGAUGUAAUACGGCCUCGUGUUGUUGAAGAAGUUAUGACAGCGACGUCAUCAGAUUCAUUAAUGGCAGAAGAUGGAGUCUUUGAUUAUGAUAUACAAUCAACUACAAAUAACACGACCCUUAAGAAUCAAUUAGAGUCACUUACGAAUGAUAACGCAAAACUCAAAGAACAAUUAGAAAACCUCCAAGUUUUAUAUAGCGAAAGGAACUUACAGAUUGCUGCUUUGCGUGGCGAAAAUGAAACAUUGAAAGACUUGGUGUCUAAUUUAAAUACCUCAGAACUCGUGGAAACUAAUGAAAGACUUCAACGCGAAAUAGAGCGGCUGCAAUUAGCUAAUGAAAAUCUACAGAAUGAAACUAACGGGAAUAUUGAGCGAGAGAAAGAAACUGGUGACUUCGAAAGUCCAGUAGUAAACUCCUUAAAAGAGCAACUUCAAGAUUCCUCCACACAAAUCUCUCAACUCAAGGCAGAGCUCUCGGAGGUGAACAAUGACCGAACAGCUUACGACAAGCUCCGAAGAGACUUUGAUCAUAUUGUGUCAGGGUUAAGAGGAGACCUGGAACGAGUUAUGUCUGAUCGGGAUAAUACUGCCCAGAUGUUGGAUAGCUUGAGAGCUCAGGUACACGAGAGGGAUGUGACGGGAUCAAAUGAAAAUAGAAGUGGACACGAUAAGGAGAAAGAUCGACACUAUGGUGAUAAAGAUGAUACACGACAGGGUAAUGAGGGACGUUCGUUGAAGGAAGUUGAAAAGGAGCUGGGAAGUUUAAAACAACAUCUUCAUGAAACGAGUUUGGUCAAUCGGCAGUUGAAACAACUUGGAAAGAGUCUUGAUGCGGAACUCAAGGAAACGAGAAAAGACAAACAACAAACUGAAAAAAAAUGUCAGGAUCUGAGAGACGAGAUGGAGAGAUUUGUGAAAGAGAAAGAGAUCAUUAUUGUCGAGUCCAGAGAACGUAUUGAGACCAGUGAGAGACUACAUCAAGACAAACUACAUGAAGUAUUUCGAGUACACCAGGAAGAGCUGCGCAAAGCCACAGAACGCUCGGAAUAUAAAGAAUUGAGCUCAGCCAAUGAAGAACUGCAGAUGAAACUAAAUGAUGCUUACGAGGAGAUUAAUAAUGUUAGUCAACUGGAGGAAAAUAACAUUGCUUUGAAGCGAGAAAUUGAUGUUCUCAAGAACGAGAAUGAAGUUCUAACAAGUAAAGUGGACGAACUGAGAAGUAUGGUUGAUGAAACUGAAAGACAAACGGAAAUUUCAAAGAGUGAAAAUGACGUUUUGACUGAGAAAGUGGAAGAACUGAAAGGCUUAGUGGAUGAAGCGGAUAAACAAAUUGAACUCCGAGAUGAGAAGAUUUCUGAAUUAAACAAACGUAUACAAGAAAAUAAGGAAAAUGUUGGGUUGGAAAGUGGAAAAACUCCUGAAGCUAAAACCAUUGAUGACGUAGCGAAAGCCUACAAUGACGUCAUUCUACCGGACGUGGAGUCUCAAAUUUGGCGCGAACCAGAAGGGCGAGAACUUAUCAAAGCUGUGAAUGCUUUAGAGCUUGAGGAGAAGCCUGCUGGAGUUAUUGAGUAUAGACCGGAAAUGACGUCAGAAAGCGAGAAACUUGAACGAGAACUGAUUCAAACUUCUGGUCACGUGACUGAGAACCAGCUCAAAUUCCUUAAAGAAGAGGUAGAGAGGGAGGGGAGGGACAGGAGAAUUGUCACCGAGCAACUCGAGAAAGAACGACAAGAACGAGCUGCCGUUUUCCAGGAAUUAGAGAAGGUUAAAAAGAUAUCUCAGAAACUUAAAAACAUGUUAAAGAAUUCCCGAAGUGAAGUUGAAACAUUAAAUAAAGAUUUAUCUCAGACAAAAGAUGAGAUGGUGGAGAAAGAACAGUCGAUGACGACACUUCGAAAUGAAAUGUCGGAGAUUGUUUUGGAGAAAGAAGAAAUUGUUAAAAAGUUGAUGUUGAAGAUUAAGGAUAUAGAAGUACAACGAGAUGAAAGUUUGGAGAAUUUAAAGUCCGAAUAUCAGGAAAACGUGGAUAAGAGAGAUGUUCGUAUCGAGAAACUUAGCAAAGAUUUAAGUGUGGCGAAUGAAAGAGGAGAUGAACUGAAAGGACAGUUGGAUAUGUGGCGACAAAGUUACAACGAAGUCAGUGAGAAAGAAAAUAUUCUUGAAAAUGAGAUUGAAGAUCUAAGACAUUCACUGCAAGGUAGUAUUGAUGAACUUCGUCAGAGUAAAGAGAUUAGUAGUUUUGAACUUAGCAAAGCUCACGAGAGUAUUGAAGAACUGAAUCAACAAUUGAGAACUGUCAUUAACGAUAAAGCCAGCAGUGAUAAAACAAAGAAUGAUGCUGAAGCCAGUCAUGCUUUGGUUAGAGAAGAACUGGAACAUACUAUCGCUCAAAGGGAUAGCAUUAUUGCGAGUCUUCGCACCGAAGUGAAAACUGCUACAGAACAACUUGAACAUGUGAGUGAUGAGCUAGAGUUACAGAAGAGUUUAUAUGAUGAUUCCUUGAGUCAAAAUGAAGAAAACCAAGUCAAGUUUAUAAAUUUACAAAAUGAAAUGAAUACAAGUGAAAGUGAAAAAGAUAGCGUUAUACAACAGCUAGAAGAAGAUCUUGAGAGAGCGAACGAAAGUUUAUAUAAUAUAACACAGAAACUGCAGGAUAAAACUGUGGAAUAUCAGAAUUUAUUCACGGAGAAAAAUUCCCUUGAAGAACAAUUGAAGGAAACACAAGACGAAUCGCAAAAUACAAGUAUUGUAAAAGAAGGUAUUAUUGCUGAAACUGGACGGAACCUUGAAAUGGCAACGAGUCGGGCUGAGGGGUUAACUGAACAGUUGAAUGAAAGUUUGAGUGUUUUGGGAAGUGAGAGAAGACGCAAAGAAGAAUUGGACGAGAUUUCUUACACUUUAAGGAAAGAUUUAGAGUUACGAACUGAGCAGAAACGAGAGCUUGAAGAAGUUGUAAUGGCGUUGAACAUCGAUCUAGAGAAAGCUUUAAAAGAUCGCGAGGAAUUACGGCAAGCUUUGAGGGUUAAACAGACUGUUACACAAGCCACUGACAAUCCUUGUUUUGAUGAAAUUGUCGUGGAGGCGAAGAUGAGGGAAAUCACUCAAGUACAACAGAGAUUGAUUGAUGUCGAACACGAGCUUGGUUCUGUUAAUGAACAGUUGGCGAUAUCAAAGAAUAGAAAUGAAAGUUUGGAAGAUGAAUUAAAAGCUGCUGAGGUCAGUAUACAGGAUAGUUUGUCUAAUGCUCAGAACGAGAAACAGCGUCUAGAGGAGGUUAUAUCUGGUUUAAAAUCUGAUCUGCAACAUAGUAGUUUAACGAAGGAAGAGGCGAUCAAUGUUUUAAGAAUGAAAUUGGAAGAGGCUGUGGAAGAACGUGGUGGUGCUGUAGUUUCAUUAAAGAAUGAAUAUGAUAAAAUGCUCGGUGAAAAAGAUCAUGUUAUUGCUAGCCUUCAGGAUGAGAUACAACGAGUUAAUGAAGAAUUUACUAAUCUGGGAUAUCGCUUUGAGUUGACUUUACAAGAUAAUGUCAGCAAGGGAAAUAACAUCAUGCAAUUACAGAGUCAAGUUCAAGAGAAACAACAAAUUUUGGAGGAGAAUGGUGCAUUACAAGAACGGUUGAAGACCAUGGGAGAACGUAUAACUAAACUAGAAAAUGAAAUUCGCGAAUUGAAUGAAGAUAAGAUAAGACGAGAUUCCGAGAAACGGGAACUUGAGAAUUCUCUAAAUAAAGUCGUGGAAUUAGAAAAGCAGAUGGCGGCGAAUAUGAAAGAAAGUGAAGGGUCUAAGGCGAAACAGAAAAAGGAGUUUAAACGGUUGUACGAGGGGUUGCAGUUUGAUCUGGAGAAUUGUCGUAAACAAAAUGUGGAAAAAGAGAAAGGUUUGCGAAAUUUACGAGAAGAACUCGAGGAGAUUAUGAAACAAAAGGAAGCUUUAGCGUUGAAAGUUCGUAAUCCGAGCAAAGAAAGAAGCAUUGAACGUUUCCAGAAAUCGGAGGAUGGCGAUUUCGUAGAAAGAUUCCGAGAUGAAAAGAAGGAAUUAUUACGAGAUCUUGAUAAGACUAGACAAGAGAAAGAUGAAAUAUUUGCAAAGUUCCACAAUAUCAGUGAAGGACUGAGGCGAGAUUUGGAGGCGGCCAUAAACAGCAGAGAUGAGAAGUCGCAAGAAUGUUUAAAAGCUAAUGUUCUAAUUGAUAAACUCCAGCGUUCUAAUGCGGAAUUGGAAGGAGAAAUUAAGGAAAGGGAUGCUACGAUUAGUUCACUUCAUUCAGGACUCCAAACAAAGAAUACCCAGAGUUCAACUGCUGUUGAACAAUUUCGCGCUGAGAAUCAAAAACUCAAGUCAACUUUAGCUCAAGAGUCAAUGAACGCUCGCGAAGCGAUCGUAAAGAUUCAGAACACAAAUGAAGAAUUGAGACAAAGUUUAGCAAAGGCCGAACAUGAUCGCGAGAAUCUGCGAAAUUAUGUUGCCAGUAAGGAAGUUCAGAAUGAAGAAUUGAAGAGACAGUUGAGUAAAGAGACUGCUGAGAGAAAACGCCUUGCUGAAGAAGUACGCGGUGGUCUGGUCGAGAUUACCUCCAGUACUGCGCAGGAGUACGAUGUUUUGAACCAGACGAGGACAGAUCUGGACGAGGUAAGAAAAAGUUGAAAAUUUGCGGUUGAAAUCUAUGGGGUUUUAUCAUCACAGGCAACUGAGAUGCAGGACAAUUGGUAUACCCGUCCUGUGUGGUGCAGAAAAAAUCAACCACGAUUCUGCUUACAUAGAAACCAUUUUUGCUGUGGCAUAUUUAUUUGAAAUUGUAUUAUUUCUAUUGCCAGACGGACACAAUGUUUAAUGCAAGUAUCAAUGAUGUUCCCCGAGGAGAUGAAAGAUUGAAUAAACUUCUUGCAAGGUAAGAUGUCCAUUUUUUUUUCAAUUUUCGUCUUUAAGGCAUCCAUGCUUAUUACCGUGGUAUAGAAUAGAAAAACUUUAUUUGUCCACGCUAACCCUGUCAACCGAGGCUGAUUUCCACAGGGGGCGUGUAAAAAAGAAUUACAAAAAUAUAGUAUAAGGUAUUUAAAGCUAUUUACAAUCUAUAGUAUCAAGUUAUAUAAACUAUAAGUAAGUCAUGUAUAUAUAUUUACAAGUUUUCAGUUUCUUAGGAUCUUGUUUUAGUUAAAGAAUGUGAGUAGCAAUUUUAUUUUGAAAACAUGACAGGGAUUUGCUUUCCCUAAUUUCAUUUGGAAUGGAGUUCCAUAAGUGAGCACCGUUAUACAUGAAACUAUUUUUCAUGUUAUUUGUUCGAGGUUGUGGUAAACAAAGACCACUGGAAAUGUCCCGAAGUUUGUAAUUUGUCAUCCCACUUUUAUAGGUGAAAAGGUUUGUGAGUGACUUAGGUAGGGGUGCACCGGAUUUCAAAUCCGGCCGGAUUUAACGAAUUUUCCGGCAUCCGGCCGGAUUUGGAGGCCGGAUUAAAUUUCUGUUUUCAGCUUAAAAAAAAUCACCAAGAAUGGGAUAAACCGUCAAUUUGGCAGCUUUACUGUUGCUCAAAUAUUGAUUCAAUACAUUACCUCGGGCCGACCAAUUCAUUUGAUCAAGUUCCUCGAGAUAUUCAUACACUUCCUGUGAAAGAGCCAAUUCCAAGUAUUUGAUCAUUUCUGGUCACUUCCUUUCUAUUUAUGAUUGGUUAUGAGUGUAUGAAUAUCUCGAGGAACUUGAUGAAAUGAAUUGGUCAGCCCGAGGUAAUGUAUUGAAUCAAUAUUUGAGCAACACUUCAAUUGGAACGACAGUAAAGUUUAAAAAGCCCUUAUAUUAUUAUAAAAUAUUAAGUUAUUAACAAAAAGAUAUUUAAAAAAGGUUUAAACACAAUCAAAAAUCUAAACUGACACUAACUAAAAAUAGUAAAAAACAUAAACCGCCAUUUUGAAUACUGAUUUAUCCCCAAUUGUUCCCAUUACCGGUUUAUCUCAAAUCCGGCCGGAAUUUUUGUCCAAAUCCGGUAAAUCCGGUUCCGGCCGGAUUUGAAAAUUCCAAAUCCGGUGCACCCCUAGACUUAGGGCCCAUUUUAUUCAAAAUUUUGUACAUAUAAAAGCCUUUCGUUUGUGUUUUGUCUAACAUUAUUCAAGAAUUUGAGAGAUGCUUUUCGUAAUUGUGUGAUGCUGCAUGUUUAGACUUGCUGAUGCCGAUCGCGUGCAAGAAGAAACGAACUUACAGCUUUCUGAAUUAGAGGUUAGUCGUCAUUACAUUAUUGAAUGAAAUCAGUGACGUGACGGAGGAAGAGGGAGCCCUCAGGCAUAUUUGGUGGGCCCUGUUGACUGUUGUCAAAAUGCUGUGUCUAUAAAUGUAACAGUCUCCAACACAAUUGACAAGAAUAACUUUUGUUUUAUUUUAUUUGAGAUGGAACAACAAAAUCAGUUACCGUUGUCGAAGUUAAAACCGUGUUUGUCAAUGUAUGAAUAUUUUGUUGUUUUAUUUGAAGGCAACAUUGCAACAAGAGAUAGGUCGUCGGCAAGAGUUAGAAGUUCUACUCGAAGAACAACAUAAGAGAAGAGAUGUGAGUAUAACCAAUGACGGUAUUGAAUAA